Budorcas taxicolor (takin) is the source of this 6098-nucleotide messenger RNA. It is a transcript of the gene DDX6, whose product is annotated as DEAD-box helicase 6. Gene Ontology annotation, biological process: P-body assembly; cytoplasmic stress granule assembly. The transcript has 14 exons. Gene Ontology annotation, cellular component: P-body; cytoplasmic stress granule. NCBI's taxonomy places the organism in Eukaryota, Metazoa, Chordata, Mammalia, Artiodactyla, Bovidae. Gene Ontology annotation, molecular function: RNA helicase activity; mRNA binding; ATP binding. The record is from RefSeq and is a predicted model, not a curated record. Bases 328 to 1779 code for a protein of 483 amino acids.
GUUAGCUCAGUCCGGGCGGCGGCUUCGGCGGCGCCUUGAGAGCGGGCAGCGGCGGAGAUUGAAGUGAGAUUCAGAUACAUAACUCAACCUUGUUAGAGGGCUUUUUAAAAAAUAAAGAGUUGAUUCCUGCAUGAGAGCAAGUUAUUGCUGCUUACCGUUCAGAGACUUACAGGUGCUUGCCUGCAUUGCAAUAAAGGACUCAUAUAUUGAGCAAGACUUAUAUUUAUCUCUUCGUUUUGGAGAGCCUAAUAAACUGUUAUUACAGUUUCUCUACUGACUUUCAAAAGUUUUGAAGUUUGAAAGAGACAUCUUUAAAAUUAAUACAGCAUGAGCACGGCCAGAACAGAGAACCCUGUUAUAAUGGGUCUGUCCAGUCAAAAUGGUCAGCUGAGGGGUCCUGUGAAGCCCAGUGGUGGCCCUGGAGGAGGGGGCACACAGACUCAGCAACAGAUGAACCAGCUGAAAAACACCAACGCAAUCAAUAAUGGCACUCAGCAGCAAGCACAGAGUAUGACCACCACUAUUAAACCUGGUGAUGACUGGAAAAAGACUUUAAAACUCCCUCCAAAGGAUCUAAGAAUCAAAACUUCGGAUGUGACCUCCACAAAAGGAAAUGAGUUUGAAGAUUACUGUUUGAAACGGGAGUUGCUGAUGGGAAUUUUUGAAAUGGGCUGGGAAAAGCCAUCUCCUAUUCAGGAGGAGAGCAUUCCCAUUGCUUUAUCUGGUAGGGAUAUUUUAGCUAGAGCAAAAAACGGAACAGGCAAGAGCGGUGCCUACCUCAUUCCCUUACUUGAACGGCUAGACCUGAAGAAGGACAAUAUACAAGCAAUGGUGAUUGUUCCCACUAGAGAACUUGCUCUACAGGUCAGUCAAAUUUGCAUCCAGGUCAGCAAACACAUGGGAGGGGCCAAAGUGAUGGCAACCACAGGAGGAACCAAUUUACGGGAUGACAUAAUGAGGCUUGAUGAUACAGUGCAUGUGGUGAUAGCUACCCCUGGAAGAAUCCUGGAUCUUAUCAAGAAAGGCGUAGCAAAAGUUGAUCAUGUCCAGAUGAUAGUAUUGGAUGAGGCAGAUAAGUUGCUGUCACAGGAUUUUGUGCAGAUAAUGGAGGAUAUUAUUCUCACGCUACCUAAAAACAGACAGAUUUUAUUAUAUUCUGCUACUUUCCCUCUUAGUGUACAGAAGUUCAUGAAUUCCCAUUUGCAGAAACCCUAUGAGAUUAACCUGAUGGAGGAACUAACUUUGAAGGGAGUAACCCAGUACUACGCAUAUGUAACUGAGCGCCAAAAAGUACACUGCCUCAACACACUUUUCUCCAGGCUUCAGAUAAACCAGUCGAUUAUUUUCUGUAACUCCUCUCAGAGAGUUGAAUUGCUAGCCAAGAAGAUUUCUCAACUGGGUUAUUCUUGCUUCUAUAUCCAUGCUAAAAUGAGGCAGGAACAUCGAAAUCGUGUGUUUCAUGAUUUUCGAAAUGGCUUAUGCCGCAAUCUUGUUUGCACUGAUUUGUUUACCCGAGGUAUUGAUAUACAAGCUGUGAAUGUGGUAAUAAACUUUGACUUCCCAAAGCUGGCAGAGACCUAUCUCCAUCGUAUUGGAAGAUCAGGUCGCUUUGGUCAUCUUGGCUUAGCCAUCAACUUGAUCACAUAUGAUGAUCGCUUCAACCUGAAAAGUAUUGAGGAGCAGCUGGGAACAGAAAUCAAACCUAUCCCGAGCAACAUUGACAAGAGCCUGUAUGUGGCAGAAUACCACAGCGAGCCUGUAGAAGAUGAGAAAGCUUAACAAGCAAGUGUGUACCUGACAAAACAGCCAAGCUUUGACGAACUAUGGAAGGCUCGUUUGGAUCUGUGACACAUCGAUUUUGGGGGGAAUGCUCUUCUCUUUGUGGGUUUUUCAUCUUCUUUUAUUUUGGAACUAUGAAGACUUGAGAGCUCAGACAUUUCUUUUUUUUAACUGGUGAAGAGAAAAGCUGAAAAGGAAUUUACCUUUUUUGUUCCACUUGUUUGCACUGUGUGCUGACUGAACAUUAGUUGCACUAACUGCUGGUUUUUAAAAAAUUUUUCUGGGGAAGGGGGGACAAAGAAGGAAGAGAAAGAAGGGGAGAAACCCUAAAAAGAGAAGAACCUUCAUCGAUGAACACAAGCUUGUCUACGAUUUCAGAAUUCUUCAACAGCUGACUCUUGAGUGCAUUUCAACUUCUCCCUGGUUACUCAUCCGUUUUUAAGCCUGAAGAGCUUAUUACUUAUUUGUGCGAAGUGCCUUAUGCUAUGAGACCAUUCAGAAUAUCAUCUUUUAGACACAGCCCAAGGAUUCAACAAUAGUAUUUUUUUUUCUUUUUUCUUUCUUUUAAAAAUUUUUGUCUUUUCAUUUUGGUUUCAAGUUGAAGUCUCUCUCUUCCCUUUCUACCCGAUACUCAAGCCCAGGGCUGGAAGAUGAAACGUAUUAGUAAUGUUAAACAUCAUUUUCUUUUUCUUUAUGUGGAGGAGUUGAUAUGCAACUGCAGUUCAUCCGCACUGUAAAUACAUGUAUUUAACAAAAAAAAACAAUCCCAAGUGAAAAUUUCUUCUGGGCUGAGUAGAUGCAACAUCAUCGCUCCCAAAGGAAAGAGCAGUCUAUCAUCGCAGGAGCCAUAUGACAAGCCUUUUGUGCUCUAUAGCAGAACACUAAAGACUGGUUUACAUACGCCUCCAUUAGCAGUUAUGGCACUUGAUGUGUAGACGUGUCAGAGCCUUUGACCCUCUUUCCUCUGUGGCAGAGUGUGUCCCAUAGAAAAUUGGGUGUGUAUACUUGUAUAAACUUUGUAAAUAGGUUUUUUUUCUGGGUUCAUAUAUAUAUAUAUACAUAUAUAUAUAUAUUUUUUUUUUGGAUGAAGGUUGCUGGGAUUAAGGGGAUUAGAGUGAUUAUGGGAGCAGCUAAAGAUGAGAGGGGCUCAGUUUUCCGCAACACUAAAUCUAAAAAGUAUUUUGGCUUCUUACUGUAGAGAGCAGACCUCUACAGGAAUCCUACAUUGGAAAAGAGACCCAGAAGUUGGGGAUUCACUGCUGCCACACUGUCUCAUAUAGUACCUUUGGAGUAGGCCUGACAGAGAGAGCAAGAAAGCUUCAGAAACCUAUAAUUCAAGAUGUUAUUUUUUUGAGACGUUCUCUCUGAUACUGUUCCCCGCCAGCCUUCUUUAAAAGUUUGAGAAACUUUUCAAGCUCUGCGAAAGGGGACAAAGAAUUUGCCUUGCACUGUGGGGAUAGGAUUGAGCGGCAGUGUCUUUGAGCAGUAUAUGUAUAAAGCAUGGAUUUGCAUUUCAGAAUAUUAGCCAGUACCAGCUUCGGUAAUUUUAGCAGUUCUGGGGCUUACUUUCUGUGGAUCACCUCCUGUACUUUUAUGUGUUGCCCUCUGCCCACCUUGAUACAUAAACUUGCAGGAACGGGCGACCCCUGAGAGCUGUUAACUUUCAUGCUACAGAAAGCUGCUUGCCAUCCUCUUGCUUUGUGACAAGAAUUAUCUGUCAUUUUGCAUUGUAAAUUGCUGGCAAAUGCUUUACAGUCAAUAGUGUUGCUUUAAAUUGUGCCCCUCCCAACAUGCUUGAUGUUUGGCCUGAUCUCCAGGCAAAAGGAGUGAGAUGAAUCAAUACCAGUGAACUUUUUUUUUAAUGUUUUUAAUUCCCUUUUAACCCAGUAUACUAGGUCAAUCAGGAGGCAUCUAGGAUUAAAAAAAAAAAAAAAGAAAAAAUUUAAAAAAAAAUUGGUUUCCAUUUGUCAUUGUCUUUUAAAACCCUAAAAUAUUCCAGGUAUGUCUUACAUAAACUUUCAUGCUUAACUCAUCUGGAUAAAGAAGUCAGUUAUUCGAAAUUGCUUUUUUGACUCUGCCUAGUUCUAAGCAAAAUUAUUUGUAAUUCCAAAAUUCCUUGAGGAUCAAAAUCCUGCAGAUGCCUCCUGAUAAGACAUAGCCCUGACUCCUUAAAAAUUGUAGCAAGAGCUGCACAGUACAAACCCAAAAAAGAAUAACUCAUUUAUCUGGUAUCCAAGCCACACUGUGUCUCCAGCCAAUGUAGGUUACUAAAUGCAAGGCCUAAUUAAGAAAGUAACCUUUUCCCAGGGAGGGGUGGGGGGAGGGAACUUAAAAGGCAUCAACUUUUGACCAAAAAAUCUUGCCCUUGUACUGAUGCAGCUCUCUUUCCCCCCCAUCUCUGGCGAGAUAAGAGGGAUCAUUCAUUAUAGAAGAAAAACAAGGAAAGUUCAUAAACGAUUCUGUGUCUCGCUAGAGAGAGUGGGUAACUAAACAGACAGCGCAGUCUUUCGCCAUCCUCAGACUGCGCUCUGCCUGGUGCCACGCGCCUGUGGGUCCCUCUAAAAGCACAGACUUUAAAUUGAAAGUUUUACUGAAGUACAGCCUCUGAUGAGGAGUGGCACUUAAAACUAUCUGGGACACCACUAUUGGACACAGUCUUACACAGGCAGCUGUCCAGUUUUGGUGCUUGACUCUUGAAUAGGAAUUGUUAAAUGGAAAGAUGCUCUACGAACUAGGUCAAAGCCUAGUCUUUUUUUUUUUUUUCCUUCAAUUCCCCCUUAAAAUAAGGAGCAUUGUUACUAUUAGUUGAUUUUAUUAGUAUUGGGUGUUCAAGUAAUGGUAAUAUUUUUCCAGUGGUUCAUUUGGAUAAAAACUACUCCCCUUAUUUUUAAUAUUUAAAUUACAAUCAGCUCCUGGUUUAACCAGUGGUUUAUAUAGUUGUGUAAUGAGUUAUGGACUGUUACACAGCUUGCUGUCUCUCUCUCCCUUACAUUCCAAUGGAGAAACUUUGCCUUUUCCCUUAGGAAUGGAAUGGAAUAAAUUUAUUCUAAAAUGAUCUUCCAUGGGAAUAAGUAAGGGGGAGAGAAACCUAAAUAUAAUCUCAAUUAUUUUCAAGUUGGUCCCAGCAUCAUAAUAUAGGUUGGCCCCAAGGGGCGGGGGGAGGGGGGAGGCAAUUGGUUAUCAAUAUUUGUUUUCAGAAUGAGAUGGGAGCAUCUUUCCUUUGCCUUGUGCUUUGUGUUUGAUACCAUCAUGCUUGGAUUAGAACCAGACAACUCAGCACAAAGCCUUGAGUGUACAUUGUUGGAACCAAAACAUCUCAUUCUGAUCACUUGGUUUAAUUUUUUUCUUUUUUAUUUUUUAAUAGGGUGGGAGGGAGGUUACUUUGCCCCAAAAGGGAGGGUAUCUGCACUAAGGAUUUAGAAACACUUUGGAAGCUCAUGACCUCAUCAGAAACUGCCUUUAGUCACACUCCUGACCUUACAGAUGAGUAACAAAAAGAUGAAAUAAAUUCUUGGGUAUUAAGCCAUGUUGUUUUUAUUUGCUACUUUUCCCAGCAUUCUGUGUAUCUUAAGCUGUUGUGGAAUCAUUUUUCUGCCAAAAUACCUUUGUCAAGCCAAAAGUUUUUGGCCUCAUGGGAGCUGAUGUAGUCAACUUCUUGGUGAACUUUAGUGGAAGUAGUUGUACUUCAUACCUUUAGUUUUUUGGGUUUUGUUUUGUUUUUUAACUUCCAAAGAAAACCCACUUCUUUCUGAUCUAAAAACUCAUCUUUGGGGUAAAGAGUUAAGUGUCCAAAGGUUCAUGAGGUCAGAGGGAGCUAGCCUGGCACCUGGACUGUGCCCCUCCAUAGCUGACAGAUUCCAACAGAAGUGUAUUUAAAUUCUCCAGUAGACAGUACUGGGCAGGGCAAGGGAGGGGGUAGGGUUGGGCUAUUAAGAUACAGUCUACUGUAUUUUAACCAGUGGUUGUUGGGGAGGGGUGCUUGGAGAAAACAAAGUCACUAUUCCCUUUUUUGAAACAAGAUUAAAAUGAAGAAAAGUUAUUUUUUGUUUAGUAAAAACAGGAUAGAAUUCCAGUGUCCCUAGCCACAAGGGACCAGUUCCACUGAAAAGUGAACAGUGGGGACUCAAUUUUGAAAACAUCUGGGGAAUGGGAAAAUUGGCUUUCUGUUAAUUGGCAAAUGUUCCAGUAGGGCUGUGUUUUUGUUGGAAUGUCUUAUGUUUUAUGUACACAUAUAUUGACCAGAGUCUCUGCUGAAUUUAAAAGAAAAGAUGGUGGAUAAAAUCUUGAUUUGUUAAUUUAUCUCAAUAAAAGCCCACUGG